UUUGACAGGGAACACCGGCUGUCAAAUAUUUACAUUUUCAUUUACCCGUUAUUUGCUAACUUAAUCACAAUGUAUCGUGCUUUGUAUGAAUAUAAAACCGACUUGCAACAGUAUCUUUCAUUUCAAACUGGUGAUCAAUUUACAGUGCUUGAUAACUCCCAAAAGGAUUGGUUUCUUGUACAAAAUGGUUAUGGUGAGAUUGGUUACAUUCCAAAGAAUUAUGUGCAAGAAGACAAGGUAAGUAUAAGUGAAGUACUGAAGUCCAUUGACCGGGCGAUAGAAGUAAUCCAUUAUGAUGCAAGCAGCAAAGGAGGAAAGUAUACACACAUCCAGAGAGAGAAUCUUAGAAAAUUAAUAGAACACCGUGAUAAUGUUAAGCAUUCUGCUGAUACUCAACAAGGUUCAGCAGCUUCCAGUGAAGUGCCAAGUUGUUCAAUACAAAUGAAUCGGCCAUCAGCGCGGCGAGCAGCUCCUGCACCACCAGCAGAAGGUCAGAGGUCAAGGUCAUCAAGUGAGGUAAAACCAGAACAGCCACAUUGCAGCAGCAUGGGUUUAGUCAGCAAUUCACAAAUACCAAAAGAGAUCGUGAAAGACAAUCAGGCUCAAAGCCCAGAGGUUUCAGAUAUGAGCAACAGAGAUAAGCAAUCUGCUUUAUCAUUAGCUAUGACUUGUCCCAAGGUAGAUACAACUGAUACAGGGAGCAGUCCAUUUCCUUCACCUUCCAAAUCAAACACAAUGUCAAAGAAAGUGCAAGGAGAAACAACAGUAAUUGACUAUAGUACUGUGGCUGUGCCUGCUAACCUUGGUGAUGAUCUUGUUGAUGUGGUCAGAAAUAACACCGGUGUUAGUUACAAGCUGUCCUGUGUUGCAGUGGAAACAAUGCUCGCUCACAUUGCCACCAGUAUUCCCGAAGUAUCCCAGCUGAUGGACAGGAUCAACAGAACAUUUGGAGAGGUUAAUGAAGGCAGUCAGGCAGAAGAAGAGAUGAAUGCAGACUAUGAGCGAUUGACUGAUCUGUUUGUGAGGCUGACAGAAUGUAAGGAUGACUCACAGCAGCGAGGCUGGUUCCUGCAUGAAGAUGAACACAUCAUCUCUGCCAACCUUACAGAGAUGCUCUCAAUACUCGAAAAUGCCAAGCCAUCUGUUUGCCGAAAAGUUUUAGAAUCAGAUAGUUUCGAGAGUGUUCACAAUCUUGUACAGUAUUACCAAAUGGAGAACCGGGUGUCACUGCGACUGAUGCUACUGCAGGUGUUUGGGGCCCUGUGCUCGCUGGAGGGCGGCAGUGCUGUCAUCACCAUGCUACUGUGCUCUGUCCUUACCACUGAGCUGGCCAAGGAGCUGCAGCAAAACAUAGAUGAUGUCCAGAGGAGCAGCUAUGUGGCCCUUCUGCUGUCAAUGAUCUUCUCAACUGGGGAGCCAGUACCAGCAAGCCUGCAUGAUCACUUGAAUGCUGAUUUCCUCAACUUCAUAUUUGAGAACAUAGAGAACCCUGUAUCGGGUGAUCAUGAGGACAAGCUGAGUGAUGUGCUUGUGAAUCUUGUGCUGGCCUUCAACCUUCACCUGCAUGUGCCAGCCGCUAGUCCAAUGCUGCAGGUUAUCGAGGAGAGGAGGACCGUUAAGGUGUUUACAGAGAAAAUACUACUGCUCUUUAACAGGGAUGAGGAUCCAGUGCGACUGUUUGAGGGCAGCAGUGUUCCUAACUCAGUGAUGAAGGUACUGCAGGACCUGUACAGUAGGCCGGGCACUGCUGGGAUCCUUUACACCAAUGACGCCAAGGUUCUCCUGGAUAUCAUCCUCAGACACCUGAUUGACCUCUCACCUUGCGACAAGCUGCGUUCUUCCCACCUGAAGUUGAUGCAGCUGUAUCUGGAGCAUGCAGACUAUAAGGAGCACCGUCAUCGGUCUACUGAGCUCCGUGAAUGUCUACAGCGGAUUCAAGCUGAGGAGGAGGACACUGGGGACGAUAAACACAUCGUGCAAUACAUAUUUACAAACCUCACCCUGUUCAAUGACUGAAUGAGUUCUGGGUACAAUGUUAAUGACUAGGUUUAAAUACAGGUUACAUGAUAAGCAGGGUAAUACAUAUAGUGUUGGGGUACACUUUUAACAACAUUGCCAGUCAUGCACUUGUUCCCUCUUUCAGAUGUAUGACCAAUAUUGAAGAUAUUUUUUUAAAUGAACUUUUGCUUUUGUAUGCUUUUAUUUGCUUUCUACAUUUUUACACAUUCCAUAUGAGCUUCAUCACCCCAGGGUAUAUACAGUACUGAGCUUAAUCACCCUAGGUGUCAGACAGCACUGAGCUUCAUUGCCCUAGGUUACAGACAGCACUGAGCUUCAUCAACCUAGGUUACAGACAGCACUGAGCUUCAUCACCCUAGGUUACAGACAGCACUGAGCUUCAUCACCCUAGGUUACAGACAGCACUGAGCUUCAUCACCCUAGGUUACAGGCAGCACUGAGCUUCAUCACCCUAGGUUACAGGCAGCACUGAGCUUCAUUGCCCUAGGUUAUAUACAGUACUGAGCUUCAUCACCCUAGGUUACAGACAGCACUGAGCUUCAUCACCCUAGGUUACAGACAGCACUGAGCUUCAUCACCCUAGGUUACAGACAGCACUGAGCUUCAUCACCCUAGGUUACAGACAGCACUGAGCUUCAUCACCCUAGGUUACAGACAGCACUGAGCUUCAUCACCCUAGGUUACAGGCAGCACUGAGCUUCAUUGCCCUAGGUUAUAUACAGUACUGAGCUUCAUCACCCUAGGUUACAGACAGCACUGAGCUUCAUCACCCUAGGUUACAGACAGCACUGAGCUUCAUCACCCUAGGUUACAGACAACACUGAGCUUCAUCACCCUAGGUUACAGACAACAAUGAGCUUCAUCACCCUUGGUAACACACAGCGCUGAGCUUCAUUGCUGUAGGAUACAUACAGCACUGAGUUUAAGAUAGGUGAAUGGCCAAUUUCAGUUAUUUCCUUGAACAAAUAAAUGCUUAACACAAUUAUUUAAUUUUACUUUGUUUAUUGCUUUUGUUUUGUUAUGCAAUAUUUACUACAAUAAAAUGCACAUUGGAGAAAUUCUGUUCUUUUGCGAGGUGUCGGAUGUAUUUAUUUAUUAUGGUGGCAUAUAACUGCCGUAGAUAACCUGUUAAUAUUCGCGAAAUGUUUCAUGUUAACCACUCAAUCUUCGCAAUAAUUAUCUAGCUAUCUAUUUAAUAUUCGCAAACCUAUUUCAGUAAGAUAAAUACAGAAGGCUAAAAACUGGCUUUAAAGUGCCCGUAACUGCCGCCUGUGUCCUUUUUUAAGUUGUACAACAUAAACAGGUUAAGUUUAUAUGGUUUGCGAAUUCCAAAUAAGUAACAUAAUAACUGGUUAACUAGAUAAGAUUCGGGUUACCACUUAUCUAUAAAUGCAUUUUUAGCUUUUAGUAGUAAAUGGUUAUCUAGAAAUGAUUUGCGAAUUCCACUUACAG
Molecule: messenger RNA, 3471 nt
Organism: Mya arenaria
Lineage: Eukaryota; Metazoa; Mollusca; Bivalvia; Myida; Myidae
Product: NCK-interacting protein with SH3 domain-like
Exons: 11
Coding region: 70-2016 (648 amino acids)
Biological process (GO): endocytosis
Molecular function (GO): protein binding; Arp2/3 complex binding
Source: RefSeq, a predicted model, not a curated record